AUGAGCACAGAGGACUCUGGCAAUGGGACCUCUCCCACCCCGCCUCUCCCUGGGCUUCUGCUUCCCACCACAGAGCCGGUCCCACCCAGUGCAACGUCCCCUGAGGUGACAGACUGGCUGCCCAUCAUCGUCGGGCUCGCCUGCAUCUUCCUGGUCCUGGCCACCCUCCUCAUCUUUGUCACCCUCUGCAAGCCAGCAGCGCUGGGCCGGUCCCUCUCCAGCCCCCAGGAGUGCCUGCCCCACCACCCCGUGGAUGCCAGCGAGCCCCAGCUGAGGCUCUGGAAGCGUCUGGGCUCCCUGAGGUGCUCCAUCAGCAGCUUCAGGAGGAGCCAGAUGGUGUCUCAGAGCCCGCUCACCCGUCCCAGAAGCUUCUCCACCAGCCAGGACUGGGACAUCAUGGAGUCCACCAAAAUGUGAUCCUGCCCUGCUGCUCUUCCCCAGGCUUUUGGCUCCCUUCUCAAGCACCCCUUUGUAUCCUGCACAACCCAGCAGAAACCCUUUGAGCAACUCCUUUCCAGGCAGUGGCUCUGUGAGGAGAUUUUGCAGUGUCAGGUUCCCAAAUGCUUUCCAGGUUACUGCUUCCUGCCAGGGAAGGUGGAGGCAUCCAAACUGCACCCACGCACAGCUACCACCGGGCCAUCCAAAAAAAAAAAAUUCCUUGCUGCUUCAUUUCUUUUGGAAAACAUUGUGCAAGUUGUGCUCCACCUGAACAAACAGCCUGGAAGAGAGUGGGAGCAACCUGGCCACCUGAAGAGAGGCAGCCCAGGGUAAACCUGCUCCACCUCAGUGGAGGUUUGCCCCCGGAGCAGCUGGAGGGAGGCUCGUACCCCCAGGUGCUGCCUGGUCCCUGUCACCCCUCUCCAUCCCAGGGGCUGUGGAUUGCUGUGGUCAAGGCAUUCCCAUUCCUGCUCUCUGGCCCUGGUCUGCCUGGUUUUGGGAGAAAGGGAUGGGGAAACAUUCAGAGACUCUCCUGCUGCCCUGGGGAUGUGGGGAUCCAUUGGAAGGGAGGGGCCUCCUGUACAAAUGGUUCACACUGAAGGUGUAAAUUAAACCAAAGCUGGGUGAUGGCUCAUUUCUGUUUCUCUUCCAUGCUGUU
Messenger RNA from Parus major (Great Tit), 1096 nucleotides. RefSeq names its product chromosome 6 C10orf105 homolog (gene C6H10orf105). Lineage: Eukaryota; Metazoa; Chordata; Aves; Passeriformes; Paridae. Bases 1 to 417 code for a protein of 138 amino acids. The record is from RefSeq and is a predicted model, not a curated record. The transcript has a single exon.